AUGGCCAACCUCAACCUCCCGGUGGUCGUCUUCCUAUUCGUCCUCCUCACCCAACUCGUCGCCUGGGUCGGCAAGACGGCCCUCCAAGAGCUCGCGUUUGGCCUGUACACGCGGCUCUUCCUCGCCGGCUCCGAGAAGGCACAGAAGCGCCUCCGCGCGCAGGUGCUCCAGGACAAGGCCGAGCUGAGCAAGACGAGCAGCCAGGACGAGUUUGCCAAGUGGGCCAAGCUCAAGCGCAAGGUCGACAAGGGGCUCGCUGACCUCGAGAAGACGAACAACACGCUGUCUUCGGCGCGCGCGUCGUUCACUGUCCGCUUCUCGACCUUCAUUUGGGUGAUUACGACCGGCGCGUCCUUUUUCCUCGCGUGGUGGUACCGCCGCGUACCUGUGUUCUAUGUCCCGGCCGGCUGGGUGCCCGGUCCCGUUGCAUGGCUCCUCGCGUUCCCUGGCGCGCCGAGGGGCUCUGUAAGCGUCGGCGCGUGGAGCACCGUGUGCAAGCAGGUCCUCCUGACCGCUGAAGGAAUCGUCAAGACGCUGCUCACACCCACUCCCGUGGCCGAGCCUAUGCCCGUCCCCGCCGAGAUGCCCGAGAUGGCUGGCACGACGAUGUCGAAGGGCGACCUCCGUCCAGCUAAGAUCGAGGAGAUCCACACCGACGAGCUCGACUAG
Molecule: messenger RNA, 669 nt
Organism: Cutaneotrichosporon cavernicola
Lineage: Eukaryota; Fungi; Basidiomycota; Tremellomycetes; Trichosporonales; Trichosporonaceae
Gene: GET1
Exons: 4
Coding region: 1-669 (222 amino acids)
Biological process (GO): tail-anchored membrane protein insertion into ER membrane
Cellular component (GO): GET complex
Molecular function (GO): protein-membrane adaptor activity
Source: RefSeq, a predicted model, not a curated record